CUUUAAACCCACAAGUCCCAUGGCUCACACUCCCCUCAAGGAAGCACAGGCACAGGCUGCUUGCGUCUCUUCAGCUACAGGGCUUGCUUUCCAUUGUUCUUGAGCAGGGCGCUAUGGGGCUAAGUGAUGAGGAAUGGAAGAAGGUCGUGGACAUCUGGGGGAAAGUGGAACCAGACCUCCCCUCCCAUGGGCAGGAAGUGAUCAUCAGAAUGUUUCAGAACCACCCGGAGACCCAGGAUCGCUUUGCCAAGUUCAAAAAUCUGAAGACGCUUGAUGAGAUGAAGAACUCAGAAGAUCUCAAGAAGCAUGGAACCACGGUCCUGACUGCCUUGGGAAGGAUCCUGAAGCAGAAGGGGCACCAUGAGGCAGAAAUUGCCCCACUGGCACAGACCCAUGCCAACACACACAAAAUCCCCAUCAAGUACCUUGAGUUCAUUUGUGAAGUAAUUGUCGGCGUCAUUGCAGAAAAACAUUCUGCCGACUUUGGGGCAGAUUCCCAAGAGGCGAUGAGGAAGGCUUUGGAGCUGUUCCGGAAUGAUAUGGCCAGCAGAUACAAGGAGCUCGGGUUCCAGGGCUAGUGAGGAUGGCAGGCAACAUUUCCUUGGUGAGAGACGAGCAGCAUAGUGUAGGCGUGUGCUCAGCUUAGGAGGAGAAUAUUCUCAUGUAACUUUACAGAACAGUAGUUCGCAUCAGGUUGAAAAAUUCUCGGAGACUAAGGCUCAAAGUGCACAUGGUGGAGCGCGGGCCCACAUCUUUUUAAGUCAGCUCUACACCAUUCAGAUGGGGAGCUUUGGGGCAUGGGCAGGAUUUAAACUUUAGAUUUUAAAGGGUAAGAGGCGAGCAGGGCUGCAGUGGAGCCUGGGCUUGCAGGGUCAAAGGCUUGGGCCAUAUUGAUUAGCGGGAAGUUGUUGUCAUCUGCUGCCACCUCCAGCUUUCCCCUUCCACAAGAAAGGCCACUACCCUGGAUCAGACCAAAGGUUCAUCCAGUCCAGCAGCAAGCCAGCUGCCCACUGGAUCCCUCAGACAGCCCCCCUCUUGCCCAUCAAAAUUAGUAGCCACCAAAAGUAUUUUCUUCCUUGUUGAUGCAACAUCUUUUGAGGUGGCUCAAUUUCAACAGGCAAAAGACCCUUUAGAAAACUGGUUUGUUGACAUGGCUCAAGACAGUGGCCUGCAUUUUGGGAUUCUUUCCCAAGAUGUGGUUCUGGGCAUUGUCAUGAUGAGCAUCUUUUUGGCCUGCCAUCCGUAUUCGAGUGGUUGGUUGCCAGAAGUUGUCUCCACCCCUCAACCAGGCCCCAGUACCAGAAUUGCACCCACCUGGGAGAAAGGUGUGCAGGGGAUUACCCCUUUUUCAUUGGCCUUUUAAAUCCUACCCUCAGCUUUAGAUAUGAAUGGGUGAAAAGGCUGCUGCCAUCAUAUGCAGCUUGAACUGUUAACUGUGGCUGCUUUUGCUCUUCAGUAUAAACUUUGCAAUGUUUGGCUCGAUAGAAUAAAGAUGAUCCAUAAAAGACAUAGAGAUGACUGCGCUGAUUCAUUAAAAAGUUACCUGAGGUAUCAUCCUCAGUACCUUGGCUAACAUCCUGAUGUCAUACUAUGGGAAGAAAUGACAGAGUGCUUAGUAAUACCUGGGGGAAAUGUUCCCAAAGACCAUCUUGAGGUUGUGUUCAGCUGUCUAGCUGUGGCAUUUUGGGCGACGUGGGAAGAAGGUAGGUGCACAAUCAGGAGACCUUGUGUCCUGGCUACCCCAGUUUUUCCUCGCCUUGCCCCUGGAACACCCUCUAGUCCUUCUCCAAAGUUGAUUUUCCAGCUUCAGAGAAGCAGCUGACAUGGUUCUGCAUCAGCUGCAAGGUGGCAGUGGGGGAGUGGUAUUUAGGCAUGGGUCCCCAGCUCUGAGGCCAGAGUUCUGUUUCUGACCUUGGAUCUGGGAAUCCAAAAGCUCCUAUGCCCCCUAGUUGCAGCUGGGGUGCCAUAGGAUUGCUCCCUUAACUUUUAGACAGCAAGUCAUGAAGGAUGCUCUCCUUCCACUCUUGUUCCUUUGCAAACAGGAUCUCAGUUUCACCUGGCAUCGGACAGGAGAUAUAUAUGAGAUGCCAAAGCAGUGAAUGACGUCAGUGGGACAAAAUCUGGCAACCCGGGUGAACUGGAAUUUCUGGGUGGAAUGGAAUAAUCUGUUAUGGCUAGGAUGACUACGGACAAGUGUGGGCCUACUGUAUACUUUGGCUACGGAGUUGCAAAGUACUUUGGCUGGAAAAACAUGGGUGACUCAGUUUUUGGGUCUGGCAGGGUGUGACUUCAGAGAAGGCUUUUUAGAGGAGUGGUUCUUUUUCAUAUGAUUUCAUUCAGAAAACUGGAUAUGUCUAAAUAUUAAGCCAUGUAUGUGUUGGUUUCUGGUAUAUUAAGGACGGUGUGUAAUGUUCCUCACAGGACUUACCUGCACAUGCCAGAUCCUCCAGGUGCUGCCCACAUCCUUGCCACCUUAACAUUCACAUGUGGCCUGAUGUCAUCCUAUCCUGUGAUGUCAUAGAGCUUAGGAAGAGUUGCCAAAUUAGAGAUGCUGAAGCACCCGUUCUUGCUUGUUUAGUUGCAGCUUUCCAAACCUGAGUUCUGUGGGACUUGCUACCAGGUGCAUGGCCUUUGGCUGAAAUCUUAUAUCUAAUUACCUGGGCAUAAAGCUCACUGAAUGUACGCAGAGUGUACAUGCAUAAGAUUGCACAGUUAAUCUCCAAAGACUUUUGUGCUAACCCUGCUGAUGAACUAUGUUUAAAAGUGUAUUUCCCUCUGAUCCUUAGAAGCUGCUUCACACUUCAGUAUGUUACACUAAAUGGCAAGCUGUGUGUAUUUUAAUUUAAUAAACUGUAUUUCCUUGA
This is a messenger RNA of Varanus komodoensis (Komodo dragon), 2864 nucleotides long. It is a transcript of the gene MB, whose product is annotated as myoglobin. Gene Ontology annotation, biological process: oxygen transport. NCBI's taxonomy places the organism in Eukaryota, Metazoa, Chordata, Lepidosauria, Squamata, Varanidae. Gene Ontology annotation, molecular function: heme binding; oxygen binding. The transcript is spliced from 3 exons. The coding region runs from base 114 to 578 and encodes 154 amino acids. The record is from RefSeq and is a predicted model, not a curated record. Gene Ontology annotation, cellular component: extracellular exosome.